GAUAACGACUAAAGGACUAAAGUGAAAAGUGUAGUAAAAUGGAAUCUGCCAAUGCGUACUUGUCGUAUGAAAAGGAUACAAAAUUGAUCAACUACAGCGAUGUCAACUUCCCUGAGGACCGCAUUUGGACACGCAUACCCGACUGGGAUAUAACACUCAAGAUCAGCACAUUUGUACCGGUAAUCAUAUUCGGUUUCUAUGGCAAUUUUGUCAUACUCCAGCUAAUCGUGCUCAAUCGGGCGCUACGCACACCGACCAAUAUGCUUGUGGUCAAUAUGGCAAUAGCCGAUAUGGUGACGCUACUGAUUUGCCCAGUUAUGUUUAUGAUAAAUGACUUCUACCAGAACUAUCAAUUGGGUUCUUUUGGUUGUAAAACGGAAGGAUUCUUGGAUGUGGCCUUUCUCAUUACAGCUGUUUUGAAUCUAUCGGCUGUAAGUUAUGAUCGUCUAACAGCAAUCGUUUUGCCGACGGAAACACGCUUAACAAUGCGUGGUGUGAAAUUUGUGAUUGCAUUCACAUGGUUGGGUGGUUUUUUAAUUGCCAUGCCAUUAGCCAUAUAUAGAACGUAUAAGGUACGCCAGUGGAAGAACUUUAGGGAGAUGUAUUGUAAGGAGAAUACGGACAUUUUACCCAAAUAUUGGUAUGUCUUAAUUACGGUUAUGGUGUGGUUUCCGCUCAGCGUAAUGCUGAUCUGCUACUCAGCGAUCUUUUAUAAGCUCGAUCGCUAUGAGAAACGUGUGCUCAAUCGCGAGCAUCCACUCAGCGUAUCCUAUAAGAAAAAAGUGGCGAAAACACUAUUCAUUGUGGUGGUCGUUUUCAUUGCGCUACGGCUACCUUUCACAAUAUUGGUUAUUUUACGUGAUCAGUACAUAACCAAUCAGGAUAGCACUAUAAAUAAUAGUUUUCGUAUUUUCUGGUAUAUAUCGCAGUUUUUGAUGUUUCUGAAUUCAGCAGUAAAUCCACUCAUCUACGGUUUUAAUAAUGACAACUUUAGACGCGCUUACGACCAGACGCCAUUGUGCAAUUGUUGUAAACGGAAUCAAAACAAAAUUGAGUCGAACAAAACUUCCAGUGACAAGAGUUGCCUUAGCUCUUUGAAAAAUUCGUUUAAUCAGAUUUGUUGCUGUCUUUGCCUGAGAAGCAAAAAACGAUUUUCUUUUUCUGAAAAUCAGCAUGCACAGAAAGCAGAGGUGCUGCGUAGCGUAGCCAAUGGAACGUCGGAGCCGCAUAUGCUCGCAAAAGAAACGAAUUUGACGAAUGCACUAACAACAUAUAAUCGCUUCGACAACGAGGGCUGCCAUAAUAAAGUUUUGAGUGAUGAUUUUAUAUGAUUUGUUUGGCAAAUAUGUAUGAGCGCUAGCUUAAAUUCAUAAUGUUUGGUUUUAAUAAAUGUUAUUGUUGGUUUAAAUGGCAAACAAAAAAUUUUGCGAUGGUGCCGUUUGAGUGGCUACACCCGUUGACUAUUCUUAUUCGAUUCCUAUAGAAGUUGACGAAACUCUCGACGAGUAUUAAAAACAAAAAUAUUAAUCAUUUUUAUUUUACAUACAAUAUUUUUAAAUUGAAUAUUUA
This is a messenger RNA of Anastrepha obliqua, 1569 nucleotides long. Its product is annotated as neuropeptide FF receptor 2. Gene Ontology annotation, molecular function: G protein-coupled receptor activity. Gene Ontology annotation, cellular component: membrane. The record is from RefSeq and is a predicted model, not a curated record. Gene Ontology annotation, biological process: G protein-coupled receptor signaling pathway. Bases 39 to 1331 code for a protein of 430 amino acids. The transcript is spliced from 5 exons. NCBI's taxonomy places the organism in Eukaryota, Metazoa, Arthropoda, Insecta, Diptera, Tephritidae.